Messenger RNA from Loxodonta africana (African savanna elephant), 4223 nucleotides. It is a transcript of the gene TM7SF3, whose product is annotated as transmembrane 7 superfamily member 3. The transcript is spliced from 14 exons. Lineage: Eukaryota; Metazoa; Chordata; Mammalia; Proboscidea; Elephantidae. Gene Ontology annotation, biological process: negative regulation of programmed cell death. The record is from RefSeq and is a predicted model, not a curated record. Gene Ontology annotation, cellular component: plasma membrane. Bases 879 to 2273 code for a protein of 464 amino acids.
GAGGUGGCGCGGGGAAGGCCAGCGGGGGUUAAUUGCCGGAAGAGGAAGCCUUUCGCUGGAGUGGGGUAUCGCGGCCAGGGUCGCGAACUAGCGACUGUGGGGUUGGCAGGUGCGCGGCGUCAGCACCUAGCAAGCGAUGUCACCUGGCGCGAGCGCCCCGGGGUAGCGCAGACUAGGCUGCGAGGCCCCAACGCGCCCUCCCGCGCCCCUCCUGGACCCUUUCGCUUGACCGCCCGAGCCGGGACAGCUAUGGAGCUCCUUCGGCUGCUGGUUCUUGUGGUGCUUGCCCUGGAACCGGGGGUAGCUGGAGGAGCCGAGGCUGUCGGGAACUCCAGCGAAGAAGCUGAAGCUGAAGAUGUUCCUAACACAAGUCAACUGCUCAGAGGGUUAUGGGCAAGAUAUGAACCCCAGGUGUGACUCCCUGCAAAUGUCAUGGCCCUCCUACUGCAACAAAGCUGCCUUCCACAUUUAGGGCUAAUGAAAAUUCCUAAGAUAAAAAUGAGAAAUUGGGAGCGGCAGUUGAAUGCUGGCCAGCUCAAGUAGCUAAACCAUUUUUAUUUUUAAUAUUUCAUCUGAAGAAGGUUACGAAGACCAAGCUAGGACAGACCUCCUCUAGAAUUUGGUUGCUGCAUUGAAGCUUAAACAAUGGAGGUCUUAUUGAAUUUUCUCUGGGGAAAUUUAGAUACUUCAAGCUCAACAAGCCCUUUCCAGAGGAAGCUGUUUUGCGUCAUAUUUCCAGCAAUGCAACUUUUCUUAUUUUCCAAAUACACUCACAGUAUCAGAAUACAACAGUGUCUUUUUCUAAGACUCCUCUUCCGAGUACCUCGGGAACAGGCAGCGACAUAGGACUGGUUUUCAUUCUUAGACCAGAGCAGAGUAUGUGCACAUGGCACUUAGAGGCUGCAGAUGCUGAGCCUGUCCAGAAUAUGGCUAUUCCACUCUCCUAUUCAGAAGGAGAUCCUGUCCCUGGAGGCUGUAAUUUGGAGUUUGAUUUAGAUAUCGAUCCCAACAUUUACAUGGAGUAUAAUUUCUUUGAAACGAGCAUCAAAUUUGCUCCAGCAAACCUAGGCUAUGCAAGAGGCACAGACCCUCCGCCAUGUGACGUUGGGAUGGGCCAGGACUCUAGGUGGAGGUUGCGGUAUGAUGUCUAUCAGUAUUUUCUGCCCGAGAAUGACCUCACUGAGCAGGUGUUGCUGAAGCAUCUGCAGAGGAUGGUCGAGGUGCCUCAGGUGAAGGCCAAUGCCGUCAAGGUGGUUACCCUAACAGCUAAUGAUAAGACAAGUAUUUACUUCUCCUCUCUCCGGGCACAAGGUGUAAUUUAUAAUGUCAUUGUUUGGGACCCACUGCUAAAUACAUCUGCUGCUUAUGUUCCUGUUCACACAUACGCUUGCACCUUUAAGGCAAUGGAGGGUAAUUGUUCUUCCCUUGGAAGAGUAUCUACCAAAGUGUUCUUUACUCUCUUUGCCCUGCUUGGUCUCUUCAUUUGUUUCUUUGGACACAGAUUCUGGAAAACAGAACUAUUCUUUAUAGGUUUCAUCUUCAUGGGAUUCUUCUUUUAUAUACUGAUUACAAGACUGACACCUAUUAAGUAUGAUAUUCGUCUGAUUCUAACAGCCAUAGCGGGAAGCAUUGGUGGAAUUUUCUUGGUCGGUACAUGGUGGCGAUUUGGAACCCUCGUGUUCUGCAUGCUGUGUGUUGGACUAGUGCUGGGGUUCCUCAUCUCAUCUAUGAUGUUCUUCACUCCGCUGGGAAACUUAAAGAUUUUUCGUGAUGAUGUUGUGUUUUGGGUCACCUUCUCUUGUAUAGCUGUUAUCAUUCCAGUAGUUUUCAUGGGCUGCCUAAGAAUACUGAACAUACUGACUUGUGGAAUUGUUGGCUCCUAUUCGGUGGUUUUGGCCAUUGACAGUUACCUGUACACGAGCCUUUCCUACAUGACUCUGAAUGUACUCAAGAGAGCGCUCAACAUGGAUUUCCGCAGAGCUUUCACAAAUGUGCCUUUUCAAACUACUGACUUUAUUAUCCUGGCAGUAUGGGGGAUGCUGGCAGUAAGUGGAAUUACAUUACAGAUUCGAAGAGAAAGAGGUCAACCAUUUUUCCCUCCCCACCCUUAUAAGGUAUGGAAGAGAGAGAGAGAGCGCAGAGUAACGAACAUUCUGGACCCUAGCUACCACAUCCCUCCACUGAGAGAGAGGCUGUAUGGUCGAUUAGCCCAGAUCAAAGAGUUCUUCCAGGGAGAACAGUCGGCUGGAGAGAGAACACCCCUACUUCUGUAGAUGCCUAAGGGCUUGGUCAUGGUGCUCUUGAAGUACAACCUGAGCUCUACCUUAGCUAGGGUGUUCAUGCCAAGACUGCUUCCGUAAUCACAACUACAAGUCUAAUAAAAGAGCUGGCUUAUAUAUCUGUGUUUUACAUGAUACUAUGGUCUGUUUAUUGCUACAUGGUAAGGGCAUACUAGGGAAAUUAGGAUUAGUCCGAGAGAGAUGGUCAAAAGUUGGCGAUAAGGUAGUUUUUUUAUUUCAAAAUGCUUGAGAAAUUGCCUUUUGGUAAAUUUUAAAAUUUGGAAACUACCUUUUGGUUUACAAAUGUACCGAUUAACUUAUUCCAUUAAAUAAAAACCAAAAAAACCAAAUCUAUUACUGUCAAGUUGAUUCCGACUCACAGCGACCCUAUGGGACAGAGCAGAACUGCCCCAUAGGGUUUCCAACGAGUGGCUGGUGGAUUUGAACUGCCUACGGUUUGGUUAGCAGCUGAGCUCCUAAGGAUACAUUUAAAAAUGAAUUAAAAAAUAAUAAUAUGACGAUUCUCCUGCAGAGCCCCGGGAUUUCUGUUUAUAACUCUGUCAACAUUUCUCUCACCUUUCUAAAUGGGGAGGCGGUGGUUUUAUUUAAAUGUUAUACUGAAUUUGCCACUGUGUUUUGGGCAAACCACUGUGCUAUGGGCACUGGUAAUAUGUUGGAAUGCCAAGGAUCCACAUAACUUACUGGGUCUUUUAUGGUUGUUUCAUAUACUUGGUGAGUUUAACCACUAUUUAAAUGAUGCUGCUUUUUAUGUUUUUUUUCAAAGUACAGUAGAUAUUUGAAGUUUCAGGUUACCGAAAAAUCUUCAACUUUUGCUUUUAAGAAUAUUUUCAGAAGGAUGAAACAAUGAAAAAAAUAUAAAACUAAUUUUUGCCUUGAAAAACUAUAUGCAGGUGUCUAUUAUUUAUUAAUCUAACUUCAGUAAAACUUAAACUUGGAGAAAAAUAUUUUUUGUAAUUCACUGUAGAGACACUUGCUUCUACCAUAUCUUUGUACAUUCUAACAGAAUUAUAUGGAAUGUUUGUGAGUUAUUUUCUGUACCAUCAAAAUAUACUGCCAGCAAAGACUGUAAAGCAGAACACACUUUUUUGGGGGGGGGAGGAUACAAAUUGUUUAAAAUUUUUCAUAUGUUAAAUUAUAAGUAAUAAAAAGGCAGUGUGCAUAAUUUUUAUAAUAAAUAUUUUGAAAAAAUGCAGAAAAGUCUCAUUAUUAUGAAAUGUUAUAAAAUUUUUCACCCACUAUAUUUGUACCAUAGCAAUAAGACAUGAGAGAACAGUUUUCUAGCUAUAGAAACAAAAUUUAAGCUGGAAAAAGAAUUCAGUUCUUUAUUAAAAAAAUCAAUUUAAGUGUAAUUCAAAUAAUAGAAAGUGAAGGAAAUCUGGGGCAAAACAAACAAAAAAACCAAACCCGGUGCUGUUGACUCGAUUCCAACUUACAGCAACCCUACAGGACAGAGUAGAACUGCCCCAUAGAGCUUCCAAGGAGCGCCUGGUGGAUUCGAACUGCGGACCCAUUGGUUAGCAGCCAUAGCACUUAACCACUACACCACCAGGGUUUCCAAAUCUGGGGCAGUGUGUUAAAAUUUAUAUUCUUUGGUAGGAGGAAAGUUGACUCUAACAUUGGGUUAAUUUGUGUUAGUGUCAUUAGUACUUCUGAUGUGUCAAACUGAAGAAAAAUAGUAACAUAGGAAAAGCUGUUACAAAUGUUGUAAAAGGGUUCUGAUUAACAUGUUAUAUAGGUUAGCAACCAGUUUGCCAAACCACAAAAGCUAACUAGUGCUAUAGGCCAGUUGAGUUCUGUAGAAGGUGGGAUUGGAAAGCUGAUUCUAACAACAAAGAAAUUGCUGGAAUAUUAGGCCUGGGGAGAUUGGCAGAUCUGGACCAAGCCACAGUGCAAGAUACAAAUUAAAAAAAAAAAAAUAUAUAU